AUGCAGGCUCUGUUGUACAAGCGGGCUCUCACCAUGCAGGCACAGACUGGGAGCCGAGAAACGGCUUUCACCUACGCCGUCAGUGCUGCUGGGGUGGUGAACGCCAUCAGCCGGGCCUGCCGUGAAGGAGAGCUCUCCAGCUGUGGCUGCAGCCGGACAGCCCGGCCCAAGGACUUGCCCCGAGACUGGCUGUGGGGUGGCUGCGGGGAUAACGUGGAGUACGGAUAUCGUUUUGCCAAGGAGUUUGUGGAUGCCAAGGAGCGGGAGAAGAACUAUGUGAGAGGUUCAGAGGAGCAGGCUCGCAUGUUGAUGAACUUGCAGAACAACGAGGCUGGUCGCAGGGUAAGACAAAUGCUGACGCUUUCGUCUUUCUCGGAGGCAGAUUUAGAAGGCCUCAAGACCUGCUGGCUGCAGCUGGCCGACUUCCGCAAGGUGGGCGACCUGCUGAAGGAGAAGUACGACAGCGCCGCUGCCAUGAGGAUCAGCCGCAAGGGCAAGCUGGAGCUGGUGAACAACCGUUUCAACAUGCCGACGCAAGAGGACCUGGUCUAUGUCGACCCCAGCCCGGACUAUUGCCUGCGCAAUGAGACCACUGGCUCUCUGGGCACCCAGGGCCGACUGUGCAACAAGACCUCAGAGGGCAUGGAUGGGUGUGAGCUAAUGUGCUGCGGACGGGGUUAUGACCAGUUCAAGAGCGUCCAGGUGGAGCGUUGCCACUGCAAGUUCCAUUGGUGCUGUUAUGUCAAGUGUAAAAAGUGCACAGAGAUCGUCGACCAGUACGUCUGUAAAUGAAAGCCACCAAAGCAACAAAUCUAUAUUAUAUAAAUCUAUAUAAAUAUAUUUUAUAUUUGUAUAAAUAAACAGAUGAUGAUAAUAAUUAAAGAAGCUUAUUUAAGAGACAUUUUGGGUUUGAAAUUUCCCCCAUUAGGCCAGCUGGUUUGCC
Leptosomus discolor (cuckoo roller) is the source of this 943-nucleotide messenger RNA. The record is from RefSeq and is a predicted model, not a curated record. Lineage: Eukaryota; Metazoa; Chordata; Aves; Leptosomiformes; Leptosomidae.